UUGUCUUUUUCUUAUUAUGAUUAUCAGUUUGAGCCAGUCACUUUCACAUUGAGAAUGUGAGUACCGGCAAUACGAAAUCUGAGUAGGACAAGGUCAUUGAUGUUUACGCGCACGUGCAUAGAUCUACUUGUGUGUAGAUACUACAGCAGUUGUUUUCGAUUUUGGCUGUGGAAACGAAAAAGUUGUUAAAACACACAAACGGAAUCGGAUCCCACCUUUAAUUUUAUUUGAAUCUUGAAAUUGAAAGAGAAACGGUUAUGGCAUGGGCCUACUACUGCUAGAUUCCAUUACAACCAUGUCUCACAGCGCCUCGUCACUCAUGGCGAUGAUGCAACUGCCAUGUGAAGGAAGCCAGUCAUAGCCACCCUAAUAGUAGGCUAGUAGUGGAGAAAUACUCUAACACAAAGAUGCCUUUUACAACGAGCUCCCCAAAGAAGGCUCCCAUCCCAGGACCAAAUGAUUCUGGAGUUAGCAUACGGCUUGGUGAUGUUUCCACACCCAACAGCAGUGAAUCAGAUGAACUGGAGAAGCUGAGCCCAGGGGACUAUGAGAAGUCAGACCUGACGAUUGACAUUGAAGAUGACAAGCUGGAUGCCGUUGAUGAUGAUGAGGAUGGAGAUUCAAGUCAGUCAUCAUCAGUCAUUAGUAUUGUGAGCGAUUACUGUGGAUCCAAGUUGAAAUGGAUAGUGCUUGCAAUCCUGUGCAUGGCAUAUGCAGGUUACUUUAUCUGGGCGUUGGUUGUUGCUGCCAUCCACAAAUGCGAUGAGGACCAUGAUGUUGUGCCGCUCAUCUGUCUCACAGUUGCUGCUCUGCUCAUUGUCAUCAUAACAUUUGUGAAGGAAAAAUUUUCCGAUGACAUCAACCAGUCAGUUCUUGUACCUCUGAACAAAAGUAUCAGUAACCACUGGCACAUUCUGAAAUGGAUCCUGGCAGUUGCACCUAUUUUGGGCAUUCUUGCAAUCAUCAUCGUGUCUGCAGUUCAAAGACCAUCAAAUCUCAUUUCCCUCAUGGGCUGGAUGUUUUUAGUGUGCGUCCUGAUCUUCUGCUCAAGAGCUCCAAGAAAAGUGAAAUGGAGGCCCGUUGUCGGUGGCUUUGCACUGCAGUUUUACUUUGCCACUCUGAUUUUGAAAUGGGACAAAGGAUACGACAUGUUUAAUGCUGUUGGAAAGGGAUUCACAACGUUUCUCAGAUACAGCGAAUAUGGGGCAGCUUUUGUGUUUGGCAAUCUGGAUGAUCACUUCUUUGCCUUUAAGGUUCUUCCAGUAAUAAUUUUCUUCAGCUGCGUAAUUACAAUGCUUUACCACCUCCGUGUUAUGCAAGUCAUCAUCGGCAAAAUUGCCUUUGUCAUGAGAGUUACCUUAGGCACCACAGCCGCUGAGUCUUUGUGUGCUGCAGGGAACAUCUUUGUAGGACAGACUGAGGCACCAAUAAUGAUCCGUCCAUUUCUGGCUCUCAUGACACGCUCUGAACUCCAUGCUGUCAUGGUUGGAGGGUUUGGCACCAUAGCUGGUGCUGUAUUGGCAGCAUAUAUUAUGAAAGGGGUACCUGCAACUCAUCUACUGACAGCUUGCGUCAUGAAUGCACCUACAGCCCUUGCCGUUUCAAAAAUACUGUAUCCUGAGUUAGGCCGGAGCAAAAUUGCAAAAAUGAGGGAGGCAAUCGAGCAAAAGAAUGUCUACAACAAUGUGAUUGAAGCGGCUGCUGCAGGCGCAUCUGCUGCCAUUUCUCUGGUAGCCAACGUCGCGGCUAACCUCAUAGCCUUUGUGGCCCUCCUGUACUUCGUCAACAGUACUAUCUCAUGGCUCGGAAGCUUUGUUUGCCACGCUGAACUUAGCUUUGAGGUGAUCUGUUCCUAUGUGCUGAUGCCCUUGGCUUACAUCAUGGGUGUGGAGUGGGAAGAUGCUGGAACUGUUGCCGAGUUGCUUGGAAUCAAGACUUUCCUCAAUGAGUUUCUUGCAUAUGACAAACUGUCAAGUUUUAUUGACAAUCGGGUUUUAUGUCGUGGCGGAACAGUAAUUUCUGUACGCUCAGAAAUUAUAGCCACCUAUGCUCUGUGUGGGUUUGCUAAUUUAAGCUCCAUCGGUAUCCAACUUGGAGGUCUGGGCCCUAUGGCUCCUAAUCGGCUGGGAGACCUAGCUCAGCUGGCAGUAACUGCUCUGCUUGGUGGCAUUGUCACAAACCUCCUGACUGCAUGUGUGGCUGGUCUGUUGGUCAUUGAGACCCCCUUUGAUAUGGCAACCUGUCUGAAUACUACUGUUGAAGCUGUGAUGAAUGGGACUGUCUCUGCAGUGGUCAAUGGGACUGUUGCUGCAAUGAAUGGAACAGCCAUCUAGGUCAGAGCAGUUCUGGAGAUCCAAAA
Aplysia californica (California sea hare) is the source of this 2359-nucleotide messenger RNA. Its product is annotated as solute carrier family 28 member 3. Gene Ontology annotation, cellular component: membrane. NCBI's taxonomy places the organism in Eukaryota, Metazoa, Mollusca, Gastropoda, Aplysiida, Aplysiidae. The coding region runs from base 408 to 2333 and encodes 641 amino acids. The record is from RefSeq and is a predicted model, not a curated record. The transcript is spliced from 13 exons. Gene Ontology annotation, biological process: nucleoside transmembrane transport. Gene Ontology annotation, molecular function: nucleoside:sodium symporter activity.